GCCGAUGGAGAAGUAAAUAAACAUGGCGGAAGAAGGCGUAGCAGACACUCCGAGUUUGUCCUCGGCGGAUAAAAUAAGUGCUUUGUCGUUUGAUAUUGACGAGCUUGAUGACUCCGAGUUUGAGAUCCCAAAGGUUGACAAUGUGCCAACAUUAGAGAGUAUUUUGAAUGAGGCUGAUGAUGACUGCUCAGUCCUGGGAGAGGAUGAGCUGGGUCUGUCAACGGCAGCUGCUCGCACCAUGCAGCUGCUGCAAGCUGGGGAGUCUGCGGAAACGUCUUCCCUGUCUAGCCAGGACAGUCAUGACUCACGGCGUAAAGAUAGAGGAAAAAAGCCUGUCGGCACAGUGCAUGGAUCUGUGCUGCGACCGAGCAAACUGAAGAGUGUCUCAGCUCAGUUGUUGUCUGCUGCGGAUCGAGUGGAUGCUGGGAUGCCUACUGCUUUGGUUGUUUCGUCUUUUAUUGGUAUCGGCACAUCACAUGGUCUGGUUUUGGUUUUUGACCCCAAACAAGUGCUGAAGUGGUGUCUGGGCAGUACAGCUGUUGGGGCUCAGUAUGGCUCCGUCUCUGCUCUCAGCUUCAACCGAGACUGCACCAGGCUGCUAUGUGGAUUUGCACGUGGACAGAUUACUAUGUGGGACUUGACUACGGGCAAACUUCUCCGUACCAUCACUGAUGCCCACCCUCCUGGCACAGCUGUUCUACAUGUCAAGUUCACAGAUAGCUAUGUCCUUGCUGUGUGUAGCGACAGUGGGGGAUCUGUUUUUGAGCUCGAGUUCAAACGACUGAUUGGAGUGAGGACAUGCGAAUCACAGUGCUUGUUUUCUGGCAGUCGCGGAGAAGUAUGCACUGUGGAGCCUCUACACAUGAACUACACCAUAAAAGACCAUCCGAUGCAGGAUGUUAUGAUUCUGGCCAUGGCUUCAUUUUCCAAGGUCUUGUUGGUGACUUUGAGACCUCAUCUUAAAGUGAUGUUCACUUAUCCCCUUAAGGGUGACGGUUCCACCUUGCCUUUGUUGGCUUGGCAGUUUGUCAUCAUCCAGGUGUCGGAGAAAGACAGAGUCAUUGAUCCAGUACUGUCCUUUGCCAGAGACAGGACCAUUUACUUCUAUCAGGUGAUCUGUCAAGGCCCCCAGGACAUACGGGCUGUUGCUCUCCAGAAGAUGGAGGUCCCUUACCAGCUCCUGAGCAUCACGUGGAUGAAUGCUCGCACUUUGGUGUGCUUGGAUCGUACGGAAAAACUGCAUGUGAUUGAUGUACGCUCAGAAGAAGAGCUGGAGGUGAUAGAUGUUGCAGGCACACAACUGGUGUAUGGCACCAGCUACUUCAAGUCCCUGGCCACAGGAGGAAAUGUCAGUCAGGCUCUGGCAUUUGCUGGUGACCAGGCCUGCUACCAGUCGGUUGUCAGUCACAGUGGACAGCUGUUCCUGCUGGGCACUAAGGCUGUUCACAUGUUCUCACUCAGGACCUGGAGAGAGAGGAUCACCGUCCUAGCAAAGGAAAGUCGCUACCAAGAAGCUCUGGCUUUGGCCUUGUCAUUUUACAAUGGCACCGCCAAAGCUGUUAUUGGCCUCACAGGCACCAGACAGAAGAAGCAGGAACUCGUCUCGCAUGUGAUAGUGGAGUUGCUGAUGGAGUAUGUUGAGCUGUCUAUGAGCAGGACUCCGUCCAAUGGCAAGAUUGAGGAGCUCGAGGAUUACUACCAGGAGAUUGUUCCAGUGUGCGUGGACUACUGCCUUCAUUUAGAGAACCUAGAGCUGUUGUUCGAUCGCAUCUAUGAACGGUUUGCAGCGGACGUGAUAGCCAAAGGCACGUUCUUGGAAUGUCUGGAGCCAUACAUGCAGACUGACAAACUGACAGCCAUUCCUCCAGCGGUGAUGAAGGACUUUGUGGACCACUAUGAGAUGAGAGGACUGCUGGACAGUGUCGAGUCUUGCAUUGUGCACCUGGAUAUUCAGAGCUUGGACAUACAUCAGGUGGUGAACCUGUGCUGGAGCCACGGCCUGUACGACGCCAUCAUCUACGUGUACAACAAAGGCAUGGCUGAUUUCACCACGCCCUUGGAGCAGCUCCUAGUUCAGCUCGGCUCAGCACUCAGCACAGGGAAACAACUUAACGAUGUGAACAUCAAACUAGGCAACAAGCUUUUGGUAUAUAUCAGCUGUUGCCUUGCUGGUCGUGCUUAUCCCUUGGGUGACAUACCUGAUGAUUUGGUGUCUGUAGUGAAAUCUCAGGUGUUCCAGUGUCUGACCUGUCUGCACACAGCCAAGCAUCAUGAAGAUGAGCCUGCAUAUCCAUACCUGCGCACUCUCCUAAAGUUUGACACUCGAGAAUUCCUGAAUGUUUUGGCUCUCGCCUUUGAGGAGCCAGAGUUUAACAGUGAAGAAGGAAUUCAAAAGCGUCAGCGUGUGGUGGACAUUUUACUUCAAGUCAUGGUUGAGAGUGUUGGUUUCACACCUACACAGAUUGGAAUCCUCUUCACCUUCCUGGCCCGCCAGAUGGCACGACACGAGAACACCAUCGUGGUCAACAGGGUACUAUUUGAGCAGGUUCUGGAGUUCUUGGCCAACCCGGAGGACGAGUCUCGCCACGAGGAGAGACAGCAGGCCCUGAUGGAGCUACUGCAGGCUGGGGGGCUGGCUCAGUUCAACGAGGGCAGGCUCCUCAGUCUAGCUCACACUGCAAAGUUCUAUCGUGUUUGUGAGUACCUGUAUGAGAAGAAGCGUUCUUACGACAAGAUCUUGACCUGCUACCUAAGGGAUCCUGCACGUAGAUACCAUGUGUUCAACUACAUUGACAGCAUCAUGCAGAGCCCAUCUUGUCUGCCCGAGGAAAAAGAUGCGCUCAAAGCUGAGGCUCUGAAAAACUUGGAGGACUUGGUGAGCAUUGACUGCAAGCAGGCGGCAGGGACGGUCCUCUCGUGUCUGACCAGCGGUCUACUGGAGGUGCUGAACAAACUGAAGGGGAACAAACAAGUACUGUUUGACUUCCUGCAAGGUGUCAUCACAUACAGGGAUGCCCAAAGCAGCGCGCUCAAACCGGAGAAGCAGAUACAUCUUGAGCCUCAGGUGCUGGAGCUGUAUGUUGACCUUAUGUGUGAGUUCAAGCCUCAGGAGGUCUGUAACUUCAUCAAGAUGAAUGAGGGAUACCGCCUGGAAGAAACUUUACAGAUUGUGCGGAAACACAAGGCAUGGGAGGCAACUGCCUACCUGUUGGAAAAGGCAGGAGAUAUACAAGGGGCUUUCAGGAUUUUGUUAGAGAAUUUACAGAGUAAUUUGAAGAAUCUGAGUCAACAACUGACAGAGCAGAAGGCCGAUUCUGCAGGAGUGAUGGUGCUUUUCUCCAAAGCAGAGACCCAGCUCUUUGUGGUGGUUCAACUGUGCCAGAGAAACUCGGGCAAAAUUGAUGAGGCCGCCAGGGAGGCUCUGUGGUUCCCCUUGCUGGAGGCAAUUGUGUCCCCCCAGAGGAAGCUGAAAAACUCGGUGGACAAAGAGGCCAUGGACAACUUCAAAGAGAUGACUCAUCAUGUUUUAAACAGCAUGAUGGGCUACAUCUCUCCUCCGGCAAUCUUGCAGAAAAUCAUGCAGGAUCCAGCCUACAACACUGGCAAGUUUGGUGAGGUGAAAGAGCUUAUCAUUGGCAUGCUGGAGAACUACAACUAUGAGGAGACACUGAUGGAGACAUGUAAGAACCUUCUCUACCAUGACUUGCACAUCCACCUGCGUAGCUUGACGCAGACUGCGACCAGGGGCUUUGUACCCAGGGGGGACAACUGUAACAUUUGUAACCAGAACUACACCGAGGCAACCCCUGCUGAGACGAUCCUGGUGUUCAGGUGUGGCCACAGCUACCACAUGCCAUGCCUGAGGGCUGUGGGUUCAAUCCAUGUUCUGGAUGGAGAGGAGCUGUGGUUGUGCUACCACUGCAGCAACAGCAGAAGUUCUCGUACCGUGACCAGCUCGCGUUUCCACCGCUCACUCUCCAACAAUGAGGCCAGGAUGAAAUCGGGCCGCAGAGAAAAGAAAGAGACCACCGAGAUGAUCUUAGACCCUCAUCAUUUACAAGCUUUUGAGAACAUUCGGAAGUCAAUGAAGACACCAUCAAGACUGGCCAUCCUGACAGAGUUAUCGAAGCCCAACUCUUACUCUGGACAGCGGUCAAGCACAGGUUUGCUCCAGAAUGAGAAUUUCCAGCUACGUUUGGCUGCCCCGAGUCCAAUAUCCAGCAGCUAGCCACAUAUGUUGUGUUAGUUUUUGUCUUUUGUUAUUUUAAUUUGGGACCUCUUGAGUCUCAUUACUCAUUUCAUAGUGAUAUGACUUGGUGCUUACUCUCUCGUAACAAAAUUAAUUUAUUUUAAGAAGUUACUCAAUCAAGACUUAAUUCAAUCAGGUUUCUUUUGGAUUCCUAAACCCAUAUUUUUAAAACAUAAAAGUAGAUUUUGGUUGUCUAAGAUGGAACUGGGUCAUUCUCUUAAAGUACUUUUCAAAUCUUUGCAGCUUAUUAAGUAUCCCGUAGUCACUAUUUUUCCAUGAAAAAAAAUGUGUUUUGGCUUCUUUGCAAAAUGCCCUUCGAUUCCUUUAUUUUUGUCGUUUAAAAUACUGAUGUGAUACAAGAAAAAUAAAGGAGAUAAUCCAGAUGCCAGUCUAUAAAUUUCCCAUGACUGAUAUGGUAAUGUUAGUCAAAUGAAUUUUACUUUAUUUGUCAUUUUGUCAUUCCUGUAUGUUUAUACUCACUCAAAGUUAAAUGAUAGCUGGACUUAUUUCUUUAGCUCUGUUUUGGAUUAGAACUAAGUGUAUAAGAUGCUGUGCGUUGGAUUUUGGAAUGCUCUCCGGAAGAGAGAUGGUUCGAACAUUGUAAUAAAACAGAACAUGUCUGUGAUUGUGCUGCUGUAAACCUUAAAAUCAUCAAUAUCUUGCAUGUCGGUUUCUAUGGCUGCUUGAAAUGUCAGCUGUAAUAGAACCUGUUUCUAUCAUUUUGCAGAUUGAAAGUCCUUGUUUAAUUGCAUAAUUUCUCACUUUAGAAGUUUUUUCUUCUCCAAGGCAUCUCAUUGGAAGAAAAUACAAUGUCAAGAAAUGGAAUUUUACUGGAUAGAUUUUUUCUUUCAAAUCAAAGGCUCACAAUAGUUCCCAUAUGAUGCUGAAAGCUCAAUAAUAUUGUAAUGUUCAUGACUUUUUUUCCAUUCCUGUGAGAAAACCACUGUUGUUUUACAUAUGUUUAUGUUGCUGUUGUGAUAAGUCACUCAAUGUGUGAACAAUGAACAAAUACUUGUGAGUGGGAGUAUGUUUUUAUUACAUGUGUAUGUGCUGGUGGUAUGAGUUCCAAGGCAGUGUGUUUGAUUUUCUGCAAGUUCUGAGUUACUUUUUUUGCUGUGGUUGAACAAUAAUGAAAGGGGUUUUGUUUCUGUGCUCUUUUUACCAAGUGGAUAUAUCUGUAGCACAGUGGUAUUUUGUGCACUUCAGAAAGACCAGUAGAAUGUGUAAAUGCAUAUUUUUACCAAUUUCUUGGCUAGGUGGUCUAAAACCCUUUAAGUGUUUUCUUGUCCUCUUUCUCACUGUUACUAUUCGUCGAAGAGGUAUUCACCUCAUUUUUGUGAAGUUUGGCUGUUAUUAGCUGGUGUGUUGUGAAGUGCUUUACAAUUAGUUCCUCAAAUGUCAUGAGAAAUUAAGAUUAUAUG
This is a messenger RNA of Aplysia californica (California sea hare), 5670 nucleotides long. Its product is annotated as vacuolar protein sorting-associated protein 8 homolog. The record is from RefSeq and is a predicted model, not a curated record. NCBI's taxonomy places the organism in Eukaryota, Metazoa, Mollusca, Gastropoda, Aplysiida, Aplysiidae. Gene Ontology annotation, molecular function: protein binding. The transcript has 44 exons. Bases 23 to 4228 code for a protein of 1401 amino acids. Gene Ontology annotation, biological process: endosomal vesicle fusion; protein targeting to vacuole. Gene Ontology annotation, cellular component: HOPS complex; late endosome.